AUGGUCAGAGCUCAAGAGGAAUCGAAUCGACCUCCUAUGUUCGAGCAAAUGGAAAGUGCCGACCUUGGCAGUUUUGAGUCCACAAGGAAGACGAUGAGGGUCUGCACAUGUGUGGGAGUAGCCAUGUGUGUCCUCGUGGUGCUAGCAAGCAUCAUGCUCUGGGAUAACGUGGGGAUGGGGCCGAAGAGCAAAGGAAUCCGACAAGCAGCAACAGCCAAGAAGAUGCAGGAGAGGAAGGUCAAACGCAUCUUAGCUCAGAGAGCGCUGGACCUCUCAGAGCAGGCGGCCAUCGCUGACGUGGCCAACACGUACGCUCCUCAGAGCUGGUUCGCUAGUCACAAGAGGCCGGAGCGAGCCGCCAUCCUCGCCGUCACUCGCAACCCCCGUGAAGGAGAUAAGAUUGUGGAUCAAGUGGAAGGGGAAAUGCUGGACACACACUACAAGGGACAGCGGAACAGCGUCGCGCAGGGAGUGAAGGAUCUGCUGCCAGGGAUGAGCAGGAGGAGGAGGAACGAGAUUAUCGAGCCGCUUGUGGAAGCAGGCACACAGCGCGCGCUCCACCGGCUGUCCCUGGAGGCCGGGAAGGGAUGGGUGGACCGUGGGCUGGGAGAGAGGAAGUUGCACUCCGGGUGGAUCACAGAUCAGGUCAAGAGCGCCAUCGUCAAGCCGGGGGAGCGAGAGAGGAGGGUGCGAACGAGCCACGAGCAUGCUCAUCAAGUCAGACCGUCGAGGCAGCGAUCGGGAAGCAUGCAUCUCCCAGGGCUAGGGGACGUCAAGAGUGCUCAAGAAGCCGCGAAGGCGUUGGAGCAUCUUGCCCGCAAGCGAUCAGGCAGCAGCCGUGGAAGGAGCGACGAGGAUGCUCAGAGGGAUGACCAAGGGCAAGAGGACAACGGGCAUGACAUGGGGCUGGACCAUCCCAAGCACACGCUGCACGCGGCCUUGAGCAAGAGAGGCCUGUCUGAGCGGGAAGGACUGGACCUUCAUCAGGCGCUGGAGCGGAGGAGAGGCCAAAGGGUUCGCAGUGACGACGAUGAUCAAGGGGGCGACAGGGGGGAUGACGAAGGGAGGAGGCAGGACCAGAAGUACAUUCGCAAGAUGGCUUCCAAGGAGCUGCGGGGGGAAGACGACUGGGACGACUCGUCGAGAACAGCUCCUGUCGGGCAGAGCAUACAGACGUACUUCUCCAAGGGGAACCAGGACUGGAUGAACGCGGCUGGUGCAUGGGGGGCUGGAGCUUGA
Guillardia theta CCMP2712 is the source of this 1239-nucleotide messenger RNA. RefSeq lists its product as hypothetical. NCBI's taxonomy places the organism in Eukaryota, Cryptophyceae, Pyrenomonadales, Geminigeraceae. The transcript is spliced from 11 exons. Bases 1 to 1239 code for a protein of 412 amino acids. The record is from RefSeq and is a predicted model, not a curated record.